GCUUCUAGCCUGGGGUGGUUAGCUAAGCCUUCGCCGGAUCUAGUCGGCAGUACUGCCAUCACCCGCACCGCAGUCGUUUCGCGGUCGGGGGAAGCCGGGCCCUACCGGGCCGCCGUAGCUGCCUCUCUGUAGUGGGCGGGGCCGAGGCGGGGGUGACCCCGCCGGAGCCGCGGCUGCCAGCAACAUGUUCAAGGUAAUUCAGAAAUCCGUAGGACCGGCCAGCCUGAGUCUGCUCACCUUCAAAGUCUAUGCGUCACCAAAGAAGGACUCACCCAACAAAAAUUCCAUCAAGGUUGAUGAGCUUUCACUCUACUCAGUUCCAGAAGGUCAAUCUAAAUAUGUGGAGGAGCCUAGGACCCAACUUGAAGAAAACAUUUCACAGCUCCGACACUAUUGUGAGCCAUAUACAAGUUGGUGUCAGGAAAAGUACUUCUACACUAAGCCCAAGAUGCAAAGUAUUGUUCAGUGGGGGGUAGACAACUAUGAAUAUCUCCAAAAUGCACCUCCUGGAUUUUUCCCAAGACUUGGUGUUAUUGGUUUUGCUGGCCUUGUUGGACUCCUUUUUGCUAGAGGUUCAAAAAUAAAGAAGUUGAUAUAUCCACCUGGUUUCAUGGGAUUCGCUGCCUCUGUCUAUUAUCCACAACAAGCCAUCAGCUUUGCCCAGGCCAGCGGGGAAAUACUAUAUGACUGGGGUUUGCGAGGAUACAUAGUCGUAGAAGAUCUGUGGAGAAACUUUCAAAAGCCAGGGAAUGUGAAGAAUCCACCCGGAAAUAAGUAGAAUACGCCUUGCUCCGACCAUUUAAUCAGUUAUAGGAAAACAUUGGAAACUCCAUACAGUAAUUCAGUAUUUCUCCAGAAAAAUGGUGGAGAAGUCAGUAUCGAAUGUAGUAGAUUGGCUUUCUUCUUCAGGAAAAGCUACACCUUUCUUUAUUAUGGGUGAUGCCAUAUUAUAAGUGGACUAAUCUGGAACCUUUUCACCUAGAGAUGAUGUACAAGCCUUAGAACUCCUUGUUCUCAUGUUGCUAUUUAUGUACAUAAUUAAAACUCCAAGUU
Molecule: messenger RNA, 1053 nt
Organism: Trichechus manatus latirostris (Florida manatee)
Lineage: Eukaryota; Metazoa; Chordata; Mammalia; Sirenia; Trichechidae
Gene: APOO
Product: apolipoprotein O
Exons: 9
Coding region: 185-778 (197 amino acids)
Biological process (GO): cristae formation
Cellular component (GO): MICOS complex
Source: RefSeq, a predicted model, not a curated record